AUCUUUACAUUAGAAAAAAAAAACAGAAAUAAUCAUAUCAAUACAUAAAGAUCUUCUCUGCCCUCUGAAUAUAAAUCAUAUCAGCUCGCUGAGAUUCUCUGUUCCUUGCAAACUCACGAUAACUUUCGGAUUAGAGAUUUGUGAAGAAAGAAGAUGGGUAAUUUAUUCUGCUGUAUCCAAGUCGACCAAUCAACAGUAGCCAUCAAAGAAACGUUUGGGAAGUUUGAAGAUGUUCUUGAGCCUGGUUGUCACUUUCUUCCAUGGUGCCUUGGUCAGCAAGUUGCUGGUCACCUCUCUCUAAGGCUUCAGCAGUUAGAUGUUCGUUGCGAGACUAAGACAAAGGUUUCAACUUUUUUUUUAUCUCUUGGCAGAGUCUUGAUGGGUUUAGGUUUAGUACUAAUCUUGUUUCGUGUGUUUGUGUUGUUGCAGGAUAAUGUGUUUGUUAAUGUUGUUGCGUCUAUUCAGUACCGUGCCUUGGCUAACAAGGCUAAUGAUGCGUUUUACAAGCUUAGUAACACUAGGAGUCAGAUCCAAGCUUAUGUCUUUGAUGUGAUCAGAGCAAGUGUCCCCAAGCUGCUUCUUGAUGAUGUCUUUGAGCAGAAGAAUGAAAUUGCCAAAGCUGUUGAAGAGGAGCUCGAGAAGGCAAUGUCUGCUUACGGUUUUGAGAUUGUGCAAACUCUCAUUGUUGAUAUUGAGCCUGAUGAACAUGUCAAACGAGCCAUGAACGAAAUCAACGCUGCUGCAAGGAUGAGAGUGGCUGCAAACGAAAAGGCAGAAGCUGAGAAAAUCCUGCAGAUUAAGAGAGCUGAAGGUGAAGCUGAGGCCAAGUAUCUAUCUGGUCUAGGUAUAGCUCGUCAGAGGCAAGCUAUUGUUGACGGUUUACGCGACAGUGUCUUGGGAUUCUCUGUGAAUGUGCCUGGGACAACUGCUAAAGAUGUGAUGGACAUGGUGCUUGUUACGCAGUACUUUGACACGAUGAAGGAGAUUGGUGCCAGUUCCAAAUCUUCCGCUGUGUUCAUACCUCACGGACCAGGAGCGGUUCGUGAUGUGGCUACUCAGAUCAGAGAUGGGCUCCUUCAAGGGUCCUUUGCUGAGCAGUCUUGAAUGUGGAUGUAUUGAGUUUAUGUUCUUGUUGCUUUUGCUAAGCUUAUGGGUGUGUUAAGACUUAAGAUUGGAGUGCUAACUUAGCUUUAUGUUUUUUUUUAUUAAUUUUUAUUUCAACUAUUUGUGUGGAUUGAAAACAUAUAUUAUCAUA
Molecule: messenger RNA, 1255 nt
Organism: Brassica napus (rape)
Lineage: Eukaryota; Viridiplantae; Streptophyta; Magnoliopsida; Brassicales; Brassicaceae
Product: hypersensitive-induced response protein 1
Exons: 4
Coding region: 154-1104 (316 amino acids)
Source: RefSeq, a predicted model, not a curated record